AUGAAUAACGCUCUGAAACUCCUGAAGGCUAAGAAGCUGAUUGUUCACGAAGAUUGGCAUGACCUCGAAUCCGUGUUCUGGGUUCUCCUCUUCGCUGUUGUGCGUCAUGUUAGGACGAAUCUGAUGCCAGAGGAGAUUCAUGGGCUUUUCGACGGCUCCGAUAGCACGGGCAGGUCUGCAUGGAUGUGGGAGGCCGAGUGGGGUAAUCUGGAAGUGAAAGACCAUCCUCCCCUUACCCGUUGCGUGUGUGAACUCACUAGACUGGUUACUACCCACUAUGGGUUCACUCCGACAAAUCUUAUUACCCAUGACGCCGUUUUGAAGGCUUUAGAAGACACGCUCGAAGCUCAAGACUGGCCAAAGAAGGACCCCAAGGCACUGGUGUUCAAGCGGGCCUUCGACGCCACCGCGCAGAUGCAUCGGUUCACGGGUUUUCAGGUUGCAUCCACGAUGUGGUCCUCGCAGGCCAGUGGCCUGUCAGGACAGCCCUCUCAACAGAGCGGUUCCCUUAAACGCAAGGCUGACACUGAAAAGGAGGAAGAUGCGGUUCAGCCUUCGUCGACCGGCAGUAAGCGGGUCAGGAGUGCGUCAGGAGUGUAA
Gloeophyllum trabeum ATCC 11539 is the source of this 600-nucleotide messenger RNA. RefSeq lists its product as uncharacterized. The record is from RefSeq and is a predicted model, not a curated record. The transcript has 2 exons. Lineage: Eukaryota; Fungi; Basidiomycota; Agaricomycetes; Gloeophyllales; Gloeophyllaceae. Bases 1 to 600 code for a protein of 199 amino acids.